Messenger RNA from Synchiropus splendidus (mandarinfish), 3611 nucleotides. RefSeq names its product PDZ and pleckstrin homology domains 1 (gene pdzph1). The record is from RefSeq and is a predicted model, not a curated record. Gene Ontology annotation, molecular function: protein binding. NCBI's taxonomy places the organism in Eukaryota, Metazoa, Chordata, Actinopteri, Syngnathiformes, Callionymidae. The coding region runs from base 234 to 3461 and encodes 1075 amino acids. The transcript is spliced from 14 exons.
GAGACCAUGUGGGCCGCCGACAUCGACUGACAGUCUCAACUUCACGUCUCACACCGACAGCAUCCACCGGAACCAGGCGACAGACGUUAGACUCAGAGCUCUGUCUUCAAGAACCAUGCGAUCACUCAGAUCAUCACUGCCAACCUGAUAGCCAACUGGUUGAAGUGGUUGUACAAGCCAUCUUAUGGGCCCCGUCUGAGCAACAGAGGAAUGGCUGUGUGCUGGAUUUAAGAAUGAGCAAGAGAGGAAGGAGGAGGAGCAGCCGGAGGAGGAAGAGCUCCAGCAGCAGUAAACAGAGUGUCACGCCAAACAUCUUUCAAAAGCAGAACAAAUAUUGUAAUGGAAGCUAUAAAGAUUAUGUCAUCGAGAAGGGAGAGGCAGACGGUCUGCGGAAGGAAAUCGUCCAGUCAGAGUCAGAGGACGACGAGAAGUUCAACGACGCGCCGCCCAAGGAGAAAAGAUUCAAGCAAGAUUACAAUUCCAACAAAAAUGGGACGACCACUCGGGACAGACAGACGGAGAUAAAAAUCGUCACGUCACUUUCUGCAGACGGAAACAAGGAUUCCAUCCAAAACAUUUUAUUCCAACAACCAAGGGAGAAUCCAACAGUGACAGCACCAGUGGCAAACAUGACCAUCUCCUGCUCAGGAUCGUUCUUAAGACUGGAAAUCCAGCAACAUCACACCAGCUCUUUUAACACCACCAUUCACUUCAUCAAUGAAAAGUCAGAUGAUCCAAUGGAGACGCCAAACAAUGACAACACCAGCUCAAAAUACACAAGUACCAUCUGCAGCUCGAGGGGUCAAGCUUCUGCUUAUGAUCAGAUGAAAGUAUUCCAGUGCCACUUUGACCACGGACAACCAGCAAGAGCAGACUGCACAUAUGCAGAGGAUCCCUCUGACCUCAGUACAGAGAGAAGAAGCCAGUUACCCAAUAGCUUCAGCAUUGAUCUAUUUGAGAACAUUCCACCACCCCAGGAGUUUGCUGAUACCGAUGACCAUUUAGGGGCCUUGGCCCAUGAAAUGUCUCAGUGCAGUAUCCGCUCUUGGAGUCCAGUUGACUCACAAGACCUAACAGCCCAACUGACACCAAACAUUAACAGUGUAAAAGAAUGCAUGCAAUCAGAACUUGUGAAAGAAAAAGAAGAGUCUUCUUUGUUUGACCAAACCCUGGAGUUUGAGGACUAUGAGCCCAGAGUCAUCAGACCAUCCAUGUCAACAAACAGGUCCAGCUUUACCAAAGAUUUCAUCAACUGCCAGAAGAGAAAAUCCUGGAUUCGGAACAACAGUAUUGCUACUUUUGAACACAGAAUUAGUUCAUUGCCAAGAAAGAGACGUCAGACUUUUCCGAGGCUUUCAAAGAGUCCAAGUUCCAUGACAGAUGAGUUCCUUAUGCCAAACAAUGAAUCAUUUACCUCUUUGAAUAUGUGCUUGCUUCCUCUCCAAACUGAGAGGUUGGGUCGGAUCGGCCCGAGUGAUGAUAGGCUUUCUGCUGGUAUGGACGUAUAUCCUUCCGUCCCUGCACCCUCAGGUCACUACGACAGGAAACACUCAACACCUUGUGGCUCUAGUGAAGACGCGAGUCAAGGGAGAUGUGGUCAGGACAUCAAAGAGGACCCCGAUGAUCACGACGUAGUGGACAGUGGGUUUGAGCAAGACAUAAGCAGUCCCGGACAAUGUCACCGCAAACCCUUGGCUAUACAGGUCACCCCUCCAUCCUGCAACGGCUCAGAAGAGCUGAUAGCCCCGGAUCAGACCUUGGGUCAAAGAAUGAGAGGAGACACAUCACAGCAGGAAAAGACGGAAAACAGAAAGUCCUCCGUUGUGACCAUCGUGGUUGGUUCUUUCGAGCAGAGAACUUUAAAGACUGAUGGCACCAGCCUGGAGGAGCCUUCCUUACAGUCAAAUAACCGAGUUUCACAAUGGAGAGAUGAAGUAAGACAUGAGCCACGAGUUGAAUCCACUGGGUUUUCUGCUCUCACUCUACCCCAACUGAAUGAAGUGAAAAAUGAUGUACAUUUGGAGGCUAAAGGACGAUGUUCCUCAGACGCUGAAACACAUUCACGUCUCGAAAGAUGUCAAACUGCUGAAGAGAUCCCUGUCAGUGCUGAUGCGACACGAAAACAGAUCUUAUCUCGCUCGUACUCGGAGGCCAAAGAGCAUCUGACUCCAGACGGCAGUGUCACUGACUCCUGGGCCAAGAGGCGGAUGCUCUUUAAGGAAAGCAAACAAUGGAGUUCUGCAGGAGGAAGCUCCAUUACCAGUGACAUCACAGAGGAGUCAGUGUCCGAGGACACCCGCUCUCUGGACGUGACGUUGGGGGACGGCGAUGAUCGAAGGUUUUACACAGAGACCUUCCACUCGGCUGCGUGGGUCUACCAGGGGGAUGAGGUGGUCUUAGGGGCAGGCGCGCCGGGCCUCAACAACAGGACAAGGCCCAUUUCAAUUCGAGAAAGGACAGUCAGGAUCAAUAAAGGGACCGGAGAGUAUCCCUGGGGCUUCAGAAUCCAGUUUUCUAAACCCAUUUUGGUGACAGAAGUUGACACAAAUGGCGCCGCAGAGGAAGCUGGGUUAAUGGUCGGAGAUUAUGUGCUGGCUGUUAAUGGAACUGACGUCACCAGCGUUGCUCAUACUGAAGCAGCGGACAUGGCUCGUCAGGGUCCGGAUGUGCUGACCUUAACUAUUGGCUCCGACAUUGCUCGCGGACCAAACACACCAAGGCCGGCCUGCCGUGGUUACCUUCACAAGCGGACGCAGUCCGGUCUCAUCAAAGGCUGGCGGAAGAGAUGGUUUGUGCUUACACACGACUGCUGUCUCUACUACUACAGACACAAGAGGGAUGAAGGCAAAGGACGUGCUCUCGCUGCCAUCAGGUUGGAAGGGGCUGAGGUGGGAGCAGAUCAUUCUCUGGGGAAACCUUUCGUGCUGAGGUGCCGACCUCUGUCAGGCUGUCGAGUGUACUACUUCUGUGGUACAUCCAACCAGGAAAUAAAAAGGUGGCUGGAGGCAAUGGAGAGAGCUGUCCAUCCCAUCACACAGAACCACGUGUGGGUCGAUGUCACCAAACACAACUCGAACCUUCCUCCGCUUGCUGUGAAAAACCCAGACUGUCUGGGUUUGCUUCAUAAAAUGGAUAAAACUAAGGAUGUGUGGAUCCAAUACUACUGCAUCCUGAAGGACGGCUGUCUCUAUAUGUACAGCGGCAUCCGCUCAACUCACGCACUAGGUGGGAUUUACCUUCAGGGAUAUCAGGUACGAGAGCAGUCUUUUGGAUCCAAGAAAUCCACCAUUGAGCUUAAACCACCAUCAGACGAGUUCAAAAGCUUCAACCUCUGUGCUGAAAAUCCCAGCGAGAACAAAAGAUGGAUCGUAGCAAUGAAAGCUUCAAUAAAGAAGUGGCUGCCGUUACACCAGGCCCUCCAAGACUACAUGAACCGGGUCCCAGAAGAAACGCGGAUGUAAUGCACAGUGAUGGAGUUUGUUUUGACACUUUAAAAAGUUUCCACAGUUUACCACAUCUUACACUACUUUUGUCAUUGAAGGUUAAUUUGGUCAUUGUUUAACUGCUUUAAAUUCUGCUUGAAAUAAACACUGCAGUGCUUUUUAGAAAAA